Messenger RNA from Brassica rapa (field mustard), 546 nucleotides. RefSeq lists its product as uncharacterized. Lineage: Eukaryota; Viridiplantae; Streptophyta; Magnoliopsida; Brassicales; Brassicaceae. The record is from RefSeq and is a predicted model, not a curated record.
AAUUAUUGUCAUUAAAGUGAUUCGAACGUGAGAAGUGAUUGUUUUUUCAUUGGUUGAUACAAUUAACCAUGCCAGUGCAUUGUCAUUUUACAAUAAAAUCCAAGAAAAUAUGCUUUUUGCGUCUCUGACUAUAAUUAUCCACUUUUAGUUCAUUUUAUGUAUGAGCACUCUGAACAACAAAGAGUCCAAGAAGACAACAAGAACAAAACCAUGAGUGACCCAAGCGGCCAAUCUUCAACAACAACUGUCGGUGGAGACGGCGGUGGUGGUAAUAGCGGCGGCAGCGGUGGAAGCGGAAGCUCGUUUGCUAGUCAGCCGCAGAGAGCAAAGGUGAGGAAGCAAGUGUGGGCUGGAGUUCUCAGUAUCUCUUCCGCCUCCUCUAACAAAUAAUAUUUUCACUUUUGGCAAAAAAAUGUUGGUGGUAAUUGUAAUGCUUUUGAUCAUUGUUCUUGUUAACUUAACUGUGUAUAAAUAAGCUAGCGAGAUCAUGACCAUCAUCAUCAUUACUGUAAUGAGAUAUUGAAUAUAUAAUUUUGCUUUCAACUC